GUUCUGGGAAUCGCGUUGGUGGAUUUCAAUCAUCUGGUCGGCCCACGGAUUGAGUACUCGCGAGGGGAGAUUUUCGAUGAUGAAGAGGUGGCGAAGAUCUUGCCGUUCCUUGCUUUGCCCGAUGGGGCUCAUAUGAGCACGGAGGACUACUCCUACUUCCACCUCGUCCAGCCCGGUCCAAGCCCCACAACUAUAUUCGGAAUCUCAUGUAACCAGCAAAUAGCUGCUAGCAGUCUUCUUGUCAAAGGCCCGGACGUUACGCGGUCGACAGUACAAAAAGCUGUAGUUGUUCUAGCUUCGAAACCUGUUUUUGGACCCAUACGGGAAAAACUCCGAGUAGUGACUACCGCGCUUUUCGAACAGAGAGAUUUCACAGACGCGAGUAUUCUUGAUGAUUUUGGAUCUUCUUUGGAGGUGUCUCUUCGGGGACAUAACAUUCCACGUGUAGGAACGAGUCUCCGCGAGCUGGUGCAUACGUUCCGCCAACGAACCCUCGUCCUAGUAAAAGCACUCAUGCUGCAAAAAAGGAUUAUGUUUUACGGAUACCCCGUAGAGCGGCUAUGCACCUACCAAUACUCCCUCGUCUCGCUCCUCCCGGGGCUGCUCCAAACACUAGACGACUCUGGCUCGCCCCCACUCGCCUCUCGUGCGCCUACGCUGUCCAAACCAUCGUCGUUACGGACGUCGGAUCGGAAGAGUAUGAUGGCGUUUAUGGGGCUUCCUUUAGAUAUUUUUGGGAAGGACGCGUUCUUCCAGCCUUAUCUCCCGUUGCAACAGCUUGAUAUGAUCAAGCAAACCCCCAGCUGGCUGUGUGGGUGUACGAAUUCUAUUGUGACGCAUCAGAAGGAGAUUGAUUUGUUGGUUAAUACAGAAACAGGCGUCUUCGAAUUCCGAGAUCCAAAGCUGGAAAGGUCGGCAGGGCUGACGGCGGCUGAUAGGAAGUGGAUGGAUGAUAUUGUGACGGAUGUGAAUGAGGGGUGGAGUGAGGAGGGUGCGAGGUUCAAAGGCAGUGAUGAUUAUCUCCGGACGAAGUUCGAGGAAUACAUCGCUGCUGCGCUUGCUACCGUGAAAUACCGUGAUUUUGUGGCCAAGGGCGAGGGAGGUGGGAUGCUGAUUGGAUGGAUUACAGGGGGAGACCCAAAUUCGAUGGAUGAUUUUAACCCGCUUUGGAUAUCCGAGUUUAAGACUACGAAUGCGUAUGAUGUUUGGGAGCGGACGACGGAUUCGCUUUUGUUUGAUAUUGUUGAGCCUAGACAUCCAUGCAACGAAAAACCAUCCGUA
Laccaria bicolor S238N-H82 is the source of this 1281-nucleotide messenger RNA. RefSeq lists its product as uncharacterized. The annotation marks the transcript as partial. The record is from RefSeq and is a predicted model, not a curated record. Gene Ontology annotation, cellular component: cytoplasm. Lineage: Eukaryota; Fungi; Basidiomycota; Agaricomycetes; Agaricales; Hydnangiaceae. The transcript is spliced from 14 exons.